GCGCUAUCCUGGUUACCAACCAACACAACACAGUGGGCACAUGAGAAAACACAGAAAAACGCGUGAAUUUCUAAGCUUAUGGCAAACAAAGUACAGUUUUACGAUGAUAGUAACCUUCAUCUGUGUCCCUCUGCAGCGAUAAACAGACAAAACGCAGAUGUCGAUGAUAUCUCUGAAGAUGUGGGGUAGGGUUAUGUGAACAGCAUCCUCUGCAGCCACACAAUGGAUAACGAGGAGAGUAAGGUGUGCCAAGGAGAGAAGCUCGCCUCUACUGUGGAUGACACUCUGGAUGAAUAUUUAAUCGCCCUCCAGCGCAAAAACAGGAUCCUCAAGCGCCUUAAAGUCAAAGACCCCAGGGAGAUUGAGUUGGAGCGGCUAGAGCAAGGCUUUUCCAUUUAUCUUAACGGAGCCAAUGCUGAAGACUGCAGGAAGCAGCCCAAGACCACCAGCCACAAGUCUGUCACCUCCACACCUGCUUGGAGGCCCGCACGUACAGCAGAUGUCUGUAGAAGCGCCCACCAGCUAACUGAAGAUACCCAUAAUCUGGAGCAGACCAGCAGGCAGAGGAGCCACACCGCCCCAGGAAAGGUCCAGAGGAAAGAAUGGGUGCAGGAUUCUGUCAGAAUUCGAACAGAAGAAGGACCAAGUUUGCAGAUAUCCCCAGAAAAGCGCUACUCUGAGGAUUUUGAGCCCUAUGAAAGUGUAGCCAUGGAGAGCUCCAGUCCACGCUCGCCUCGCAGUCCCUGCUCCCAGAGGGACAUCUGCAAGGUUUCGCACUCAUUCAGCUACAGGCCUGAGAGCCAAGGAGGACAAGCAAAUAAGGAACACAGUGAGAAGGUGCUUCUCAACCUUGAGGAAGUGAAGGUUUUGCGUCAGAGCCUGGAGGUUAGCAUGUGGCGGAGCAACCGCGGCUCAGCAGGGGAGGAGUCAGACGAGGAGUGGGUGGAGGAGCAGAUUGAGAGGGACGAGAGCACUGAGAGUCUGGAUGAACUGGGGCUGCCUCUGUCUUCCUCCAAGUCCUCCUCAAACCCUAGGCCGAGCCCUUCCCAUAGCCAAUUUGACUCCGCAAACCUCAUUGUCCUGGACUUUGGACCUUCACCUAAAGGUCGUAAGAUUGAACGGUCUCUGUCUGCAAAAAGGAAAGACAGCAUUGACAACUUCAUACCCACCAAGCCUAUGUUGGUGAAGAGCAAAACAUUAGAUAGGCCACCUUCAAAAGGGAGCUGGGAUGGUCCAAGGCCAAGGAGUCGGGUGGAGAGGCCCUUGUCAGCAGCCAGGAAGGCUUCCUUUGAGGAUCGAGACCCAGAGGAGAUGGCGUGCGGGGUGCGCCAGGCCAUCCAGAGAGAGAACAAGCCUCUGCAAAGUCCUGAGCCCUUCAGUCGCAACACGGGCAGGGGACACCAGAUGAUGAAUGGCUUAGUGCAUCACAACACCCACGACAAGGAUGAGAACAGUGUCAGUGUGGCAAUGCAGAAAAUCACGCUUAUGGGCCCCAGGCAGCAACAGAAACUGUUGAAAGCCUUGGAGAAACUGGAAGGUGGACCCAGCUACAACAUCCCCCAGAGUGUCAAAACAGAUUACAGCAAACAGCUGAGAAGGCAGUCCUCAGAGGUUACCCCUGCAUUGUACGUUACCAUGGAGAUCUUGUCAAACUGGGGGAAUGCUCUACAGGUCGGGCUGACUGAAUUGCAGUUUUUCUGCCUCAGAAACAAAAAGCUGUAUGUUUCACCUCACGACCUAGACAUCAGGAACGCUGACUACCCGGGGAAUCUGGGGGCACUGGUCAAUGGAAAGGCGAAGACCACCAAAGAGCGUCACAUGUGGACGUGCCCGUUCCACCCUCCCAUCCAGCUCUACUUCAUCAUCAGGAACACGGAGCGCUCAGCAGACUUUGGAAUAUCCCACAUCAAAAUCUGGAACUACAACAGAAGCCUCAGUGAGCUUGAUGUUGGUGCACGGCACAUAAAGCUGUACCUCAACAGCACACUGGUGUUUGAAGGGGAGUUGGAGAAGGGCUGUGGCAACCAGGUGUUUGACUACAGCACCACAAUUGAUCUCCAGGAUUUCCAGGUGUCAGACUCCUUGUAUUCCAGCCCUGUGUCUUCAGGACACAAUCUUCGGGGUGCCAGCCCCCAGCAUUAUGAUGAUAGGAAGGGUGGGGAGGGCACCCAGAGACACCACAGUUCAAAUCCACAGACGCCAGACGCAGCAGACCAGGCAAUGAUGGACAUGCAGGAGAAAUCGCACACACCGCUUCCACCCAUCACUCCCUCAGCAGUGGGGGUUUCAUCCUCUCCCCGUCGCUCCUCCACACAAAUAAACUCUUUUGACCUGUCCACCUCAGAAGAACCCCUCUCGCUCAGGCAGCAGGUGGAGCAGCCAACACCCAUGGAGCAGACGGUCACCACCCAGCCAUCUUCCUCCCGGGUCGCCCCCCAGUGGCUGCAGCCCCUGAACAGAGGAGCACCUGAGGGCUGCGAGGUUAGCAGGGAGAGGCCACGGUGGCUGGUGCCUCAGCACUCAGGAGAGCCCAAAUCUCCAUCAGCCUCAGCCUCAGCCUCUUCAAUGCUCCCGGAACUGCCGUGUAACCCGGGCCGGGUGUGCAGGGGAGUGGAGAGGACAGUAAAUGGAAGUCAGUGGAAGGAUGAUUCUUUGGACAUGAGCUGUGACCUGCUAGAGGAGCUCGGAGACCAAAAGCUGGACAGGCCCAUCAGCGGACGCAGGAGCUCGUUCCGAAACACUACGGUCACCACCAGGCAGACAGAAGAGCAACACUUUAGAGCUACCGUGCUGUCAAAUACAGACGAGCCGUUGUCAUUGGUAAACACCAGCAGGAGGCAGAGCACCCUUCGAGCCCAGCUGCACAGCCAGCAGGAUGACACCCUCAUGGAGUCCUGGGAUUCCCUCACUAAGUUCAACCAAUGCCAACGUGGACGCAUUUCAAACACCGGCUUUGAAGGUGACAUCUUUGAUGAGUUUCUGCAGCGCCAGGGCCAAGGUCCACCCACACUCCCACUCAACCCCGCCUCAGCACCCAGGAGCCCACUCUCCUCCUUGAUCGCUCAGGGGCCGCUGUGCGAAGGCCCCGAUGAUGAUUCAGCCAUGGAGCGAGAGGAAGAGUUUGAAAUCCCAGUGCUACCCCAGGGCCAGAGGCUGGUCAUCAACAUCCUGUCCACCUGGGGCGAUCGCCACUACGUGGGUCUCAACGGCCUGGAGGUUUUCAGCUCCAGUGGAGAACCCCUCCGACCUGCUCACAUCCGCGCUGACCCUCCAGACAUUAACAUUCUGCCAGCUUAUGGCAAGGAUCCACGUGUAGUCAGCAACUUGAUCGAUGGUGUUAAUCGCACACAGGAUGACAUGCAUCUUUGGCUAGCCCCCUUCACCCCUGGUCGGAGCCACACCAUUUUCCUGGACUUUGGAGCCCCCUACCAGGUUGCCAUGAUCCGAGUGUGGAACUACAACAAGUCACGCAUCCACUCUUUCCGAGGGGUGAAGGAGGUGGAAAUGCUGCUGGAUGGAAGGUGCAUCUUCAGAGGCGAGAUUGCAAAGGCUUCUGGGACGCUGUCUGGAGGGCUGGACCAGUUUGGAGAUACUAUCCUGUUCACCACUGACGAUGAAAUCCUGGAGGCCAUGUCUCGUUAUGAUGAAACCUUCCUUAGUGAAGGUGAUGGUCCAGAGACUCUGGUGUCUGAGGAGGAGCUGCAGAGACCACGCACCGCAGACGGAGAGGGAGAGGAAAGACCUUUCACACAGGCUGGUUUCCGAGAGGAAGACCUAACUUUGAAACUUCACCUCAACCCCACUGUGAGCCAGUCUGAGGAAAACAUGGGGCAGAUUCCUGGGAUGUACACUGGAACGUGCCUUCGACUAGAGCUGGUGUUAACGUGGGGUGACUCCCACUACAUGGGCCUAACAGGUUUGGAGGUGGUGGGGAAGGAUGGAGAGAGUUUACCUUUGGACCUCAGUAUUAUGGCUGCCUCACCCAGGGACCUCAACGACCUGCCUGAAUACGGACAUGAUUUGCGCACUCUUGAUAAGCUUAUAGACGGCCACAACAUUACCACUGAUGACCAGAACAUGUGGCUGAUCCCUUUCUGCUAUGGAGAGACCCACACCUUAAAUAUUACCUUCAACGAGCCACAGACCAUCGCUGGACUCCGUAUCUGGAACUACAACAAGACACCUGAGGAUUCUUACAGAGGGGUGAAAGUGAUCCAUGUGUUCAUGGAUAAUGUUGCCAUCUCGCCAACGGAGGGAUUCCUGAUCAGGAAAGGACCGGGAAACUGUCACUUUGACUUUGCCCAAGAGAUCCUCUUUGUGGACUUCGUCCAAACGCCCACAGACAACAAGAGUGCCGAAGACUACCCACACAAAGGAAGCUUUAAGAAACAAGAACAGGCCAGCAUGGACUAUGAAGCUCCCAUCAUGCCUUGUGGAUUCAUCUUUCAGCUGCAGCUGUUAACAACCUGGGGGGACCCCUACUACAUCGGCCUGAACGGCCUCGAGUUUUAUGACCAGAAUCACGAAAGGAUUAGUCUCAGCGACAACAACAUCGCUGCUUUUCCAGACAGUGUGAACGUACUGGACAGUGUGAGUGGUGACGUCAGGACUCCAGAUAAAUUAAUAGAUGGAGUCAACAGUACCCUUGAUGGAAGACAUAUGUGGCUAGCACCGGUGCUCCCUGGACUGGUGAACCGUGUGUACGUCAUCUUUGACCACCCAGUGACCGUGUCCAUGAUCAAACUGUGGAACUACUCCAAAACGUCACAGAGAGGAGUAAAGGAGUUUGGGCUGCUGGUGGACGACCUCUUGGUGUACAACGGCAUUUUGGACUGCGUGUGCAAUGUGGCUCGAGGUAUUCUGCCUACCUGUGACCCAGUGGUGCCUUACCACACCAUCCUCUUCACAGACAAUGCAUACAUUGCACACCGUGAGAGGAACACCGUCAUCAGUAAUUACGUGGAGGAUCAGGAUGUGAAGAUGACCAACGAGAAUCAGAUAGUCCAUCACAACAAGAAGAAGCAGACAGCAGAUCCAGCUCUUCGGCCUAAAACCUGCAUGACUGAUGGUGGGAAACACGGAAAGAGGAGGUACUGACAGACUGUCGAAUAAAAACAUGGAUUCAGUGCUCAUUCAAAGAGAUCAGAACUGAAAAGGAGGAACUACUGCUGAGUUUCACACUUCCUGGUGGGUUAGGGUUUUUACCUUAAAUUAAGACCCAAAGCAGCCAUGGUUAGUAAUGGCAGCCUGGUGGUGAAAUAGCAGCUCUCGCAGUCCACACUGAAUAGGACGGAGAGAUUGCACCAUGGGUUUGCACACACACACACACACACACACACACACACACACACACACACACACACACACACACACACACACACACACACACACACACACACACACACACACACACACACACACACACACAGAUUCCACUUUAUGGUUGGAUUACUCCUUUUUCCCUUUGCUGUGAAAACACACCCACAGAUACAUGUUAUCCUGAAAACGUACUGUACAGUAGCCUGAGUCGUCCAUCCCACAGUGCCAGGAUAAACCUGUGAGGCUGCAUUCUGUCAGCCCUGUUAUUGUGCCUAGUUCUAAACAAUAUAUCUGUGGCUGCUACUUGUGACUUUUGUGCUGCAUAUUUAAAUGCUGCUUGUGGCGUGUAUAUAGUAAAAACAAAAAGCUCCAGGGCCACAUGGAUACACUCUCACAUCAGGAUGUGGCCAACGCUACAUUUAUUAAUGAAUUUUAUCCACUGAUGAGCCUAACCGCUCAGCUCUUUGCCUAAUGGGUAUGAGAGCUGACUAACACACCCGCCAGUGCACCAACAAAUCGUAAUGCUAUGCAGACACUAAUUUAUAUAUAUCAGUACUUUAUAUCUGUUGGCUAAUAUAUAGUAUAUUUCAUAGCCAAAUGCUUUUACUUGGGGAAGUUCUUCCAGAGAGGGUUUCAGCUUUGGAAGAUUUAUACUGAUGGCUAAAGUGUAACACUUGUGCUUGAAAGUACAGCGGUCAGAUUUUGUUCAUUUCAAUUUGAAUAAAAUAAAAACUGAAGCUUUCGAGAAUGUUGACAAAACUCCACACUGAAUUUAAAAAAAAAAAAAAAAAGAUUUGGCUCCACAAAAUUAGAUCAGUGUAUUUUUUUUCUCUCCAAAAUAUAACUUUUCUGCUUAGCAUCAGGUAAAACACACUUUGACAUCCAAGUGGCCUUUUAUUGAAGUUGCUCUAAGGCAAGAUUUUAGUUAAGAAAAGGGUAGUUGUUUUUUUUGGAGGCAAACAUCUUUGGAGCCUGUGAAGGAUUUUCAGUAAUUUGAUCAGAGUAGAAAAAAAAAUCUACAUUUGAAAGUUUAGAUUUUGAGUAGACAGGCAACUUCUAAUAUGCAAAUACUGUAAUCUUACCUCAAAUGGAGAAGAAUGGUCUUUAAAAAGGGAUAAAUAUGGUUCUACCUUCACUAUAAUACUCAGUAGUUGGUGUUAUAUUAUUCAUUCAUUCAAUAUUUACUGUACUAUCUCAUUGCAUGGAAAAGUCUCUUCAGCUUUAGCUGUGGUUUUACUGCUUCAUUGAGCCCUGAUAUAAACUAUUUAAUACUCCUACAUGAUGGGAGUAAUCGUAUAUGAAAUGCAGUUUUAUGUAUUUAAUUUCAGUAUGUCCAGCAGCAACAAUAGUCAUUACUCUGUAUGUCAGUCCUGCUCUGUGGGGUGGUGGCUAUUAUUGUAUGUGUGACAUUUAGUGUUUUGAAAUAUUUAAUUAUUUUUUCUAAUCUUGGAUUAAAUAUGUAUAUUUGAUGUAGGUUUAUUUGAAAGAAUAAAAAUU
Messenger RNA from Scomber scombrus (Atlantic mackerel), 6816 nucleotides. RefSeq names its product katanin-interacting protein. The coding region runs from base 223 to 5097 and encodes 1624 amino acids. Lineage: Eukaryota; Metazoa; Chordata; Actinopteri; Scombriformes; Scombridae. The record is from RefSeq and is a predicted model, not a curated record. The transcript has 28 exons.